Molecule: messenger RNA, 2437 nt
Organism: Microbotryum saponariae
Lineage: Eukaryota; Fungi; Basidiomycota; Microbotryomycetes; Microbotryales; Microbotryaceae
Source: the annotation of a GenBank genome assembly
AUGGCUGGCGCGCAGUCUGGCGACAAAUGCAUGGACGUUGGCAGUCCAGAGCCGGGGCGUCACCGUCUGCAAACCGCGCCCGAGAUGUCGCACAGCACUGCAGCAUUCCAGCUCACCCACGUCGACCACGUCCUCGCCGGCAUCUCGCCGAACGCGUGGCUCUACGAAAGCAAUUACCGCUCCAUCGAUGGGCUCGCCGAAAGGGCCCUUCACAGAAUCACCCUCUACUUCGCCAGCAGGGUCAGCGAUGAGAUCGCCACCAGGAUUGCCGACCACAUCGCCAAAGGUCCCGCCACCUGUGCCCUCGCCGCCUCCGACUCGCUCUUUCACCGCUCGACUCCCUUGGGUCCUGCGCACAUGGAUGUUCCCUUCCAGCUCGGAAGACCUGACCGGAUUUCAAGGCUAUGAAUUCGAGUGGUCUCCAAUGAAGGACUUUUUUCUGAGCCCAAUCUCCAGUGGCAAUGGUCCCGCGCCGGCCGUGGCGGAUCUCGGCCAAGAUGAGUCAACGAUGAAUCAGAUGGCGCCGGAGAUCACGUGGCAUUUGGGUGAUGCAAAUUUGGUGAGCAUCUCUUCCAAAGUAAUGUUACUUCUACUGCUCUUCGGCGUUCUUGACCUACCAACAAUCUGGGUCGGACAGGAACCACUAGGAAGACUCGUGAAAACCCCUCUUGACCAAGAUCGCAAGUUGUACGACCGCAACGAGUUCCCCGAUUUCGUCGUGCUGUCGCGACAAGCCUUCGAUGCCAAUCCUGAGCUCGCUUCGGCUUGGGCCCAGGAUCACCUCGAUGAUGGAGAGAACGGUGUCCUCGACUGGGAACAAGUUGCCGCGAUUGGCGUACUGGGUGGCAUGAAGAAAAGCGACGACACCUCCGAAUACGAGUGUGUAUUCCCAGCCACGCGAUUGAAACACCACCUGCGCAUGCUCGCUGCCGAGUCACCGAUCCGCUCUCACACGUUCGGCUUCACGCUCGACGGCUCGAUCUUGACCCUCUACCUCCACACCCCAGCGGGUCUGUUCUACUCGUCCGACAUCGAAUGCAACGAAGCGAAUGGGCACCUCUCGACGUUCCUCGAGCGCCUUCUCAGCUUGAAUGAUAUUGAUCUCGGCAAGAUCGCCUCGCCUGGAGGACCCAAUGGCCCGCCGCUGCCAUUCCCGACCGCUGUGCUUCCACCGCGGGUGCCAUCUUUCGCUCAUCACCUCGCCAAAGUACCCACGAUGGGCUCAAUCGAGAUUGAGAAGACGGUCUUUUGCAGUGGAGAGGUCCUCGGGUUGCAGACAUCCGCUUCACGAGUCCGAGCGAUCCGGGACGGACCAGGUGACAAUCGCGAAUACGCAAUGACGGUGUCGUUUGUGGAAGAAGCGCGCUGCGACGAACAUGAUCAGAUCCGGCAGAUGAUUGCCUCGGCAUCACCCCACGAGCGCGAAGGUCUCACAAACUUUGUGGAUGUGCAUCGACAACACUUCACCCUUGUGCCCCACUUCCUCAAAGGCGAUCUAGACGCCGAGAAAUGCGCCGAAAAAUGCGGGCUCAAGCCGAGGGCGAUGGAGGUCACUUUUCAGGAGCGCUGCUUCGAGCCGAUCUGGGCCGUCGACUCGAUUGAAGCGCUGACACGAGCAGUGCUGGGAGCGGUCAAAGGUUCGUUGCGAUCCCGCCUGGGUCAAGGUUAUCCCACUCAUGGCGAAACUGAAUAAGUAAAUUCCUCGGUGCAGGUCUGCGCAGCCUUUACCGAAUGCGCAUCCUGCAUCGCGAUGUCUCACCCGGCAAUAUCAUGAUCGGACCCGACGGUGAGGGUGUAUUGAUCGACUACGAUCUCGCCGUUCUCAUGGACGGCCCUUUUGGAGAAGCUGCGCGUAUGGAACGAGUUGUGAGGCCUCUCCUCGACUCCGCAAUGCUUCGGUGCAAGUCCGCUGAACCAGAGCCCUCUCUUCACUCCUCCACAGGGCACAUUUGCUUUCCGCGCAAGGUAUCUCCUCGAAGAGAGUAGUCGUACACCCCUUCAGCCUUGGCACCAAAUCGAGUCGCUCGUCUAUGUCAUUCUCUUCGUCAUUUUCAAUCGGCCCGAGGGGAGCGGCGACUUGAGUGGAAUGGCCGAAGAUGCCGAGGACGUUUGGAAGCUCUGGAAUAUGGAUGUGUGGGCCUAUCUUUCCAAAGAGGGGCUUAUCCGACCCCCGGUGCAUCGACAGGAAUUUCUGAAACCGUAUUUGGAACACUGGGAGGACAUACCCGAACUUGUCGCGAUACUCGCCAACCACUGUGGCCUCGGUUUACCAUCCGCUUUCACACACGGCGAGGCGGCCGAGGUGCCACACCUUGAGGCAGGCUGGGGCUCGGGUGAGCUUUCUCAUGACCAGCUUGUUGCGGACUUGGAGAACUUCCGGGAGAAGAUUGUACAGAAGAAACAGGAAAAGUGUUUGGAUCCGUUUGUCAGUGUGUAG